CAUGCACAUCUCCGUCCCUUUCUGCUCAAACUAAUAGUGAAAAAUCGCUAUUACACUACAGUAAACACCAGUCGGCGACUGCACAGUGAAAUUACGCGGGGCGCACAUUGAAAACACCACGGGUACUGUGGUGUGUGCAGCGAAGACGUGAAGGUGUAGCCUACAAGUCUGUUUUGAUGGGGAGAAUGGCGGAUGGGAAAGCUACAGUGUUUGUGGAGUGGGACAGCGGCGAUGGGGCUUUGAAUGUUUAACACCCCACUUGUGCAAUUAAAAUAAUUUUAAAAAUUGCUUAGCUUGGUGCUCGGCUACUCGGCCAUGGAUCCAGAGAAAACGCGGACGUUCUGCCACGGGCUGCAGUUUGAAGAGAUGACUAUGUCCCUGCAGGGGUUGGUAGUAACCGAAGAUGCCACGGUGCCUGUAAAGGAGAUUGACAUGAGCACAAUUGAUAAGAUGGUGAAGCAUCAAGGGGGCUCCGGCAGCCAGCCUGCUGUCAGUCCCAAAUACUGCCCAGGAGUAAACAACAGUCCAGGCUAUCUGUGUGAAACAGGACACUGCUGUGGAGAGACGGGCUGCUGUACCUACUAUUAUGAACUCUGGUGGUUUUGGUUGUUGUGGACAGUACUGAUCCUCUUCAGCUGUUUCUGUGCUUACCGCCACCGCCGAGCCAAGCUGAGAAUCCAACAGCAGCAGAGACAGAGAGAAAUCAAUCUGAUCGCUUAUAACGGAGCUUGCAACUACCCUUCCUCAAUGCUGGACCUCAGUUUUCUGACGUCUCUCAAGUUGCCCUCUUAUGAGGAGGUGGCUGCACAGCCCAGCACCCCUCCUCCACCAUACAGCUCGAUCUUUGCCCUCCAGUCAAGUACCACAGUGGGUCCCAGCUCCUCCUACCCCCAUCAUCACCACCACUGCCACCCCUGUCCACCCUACUUGGGCCCCUGCCCAAGUGGCGUGACCUCCUCUCAGAGCUCUGACAACUAUACCAGCUGUUCCUGCGAGUCAUGCUCCCUCACCUCCCCUUCCAGUACCUCCUUUUCUCUCCAGGUGACAGAUGAAACAUAUGACAGCAGCCACAUUUCCACACCCAGUGACGCAGGGGUCGACUUUGCUAUCUUGCCCAGGGUUGGGGCCGUAUUCAUACCGACACCCUCCUCACCUCCCACCUUGCAAGUCCCACCUGACAUUAUACCUUCAGCUGCUCCGGAUGUCAUACCAGUGCAAAGAUGUCCCCCUAAUGGCAGUGAAGGAACCUCAUGUUGUGCUCCUGCCCUUUCUCUCCCUUUACACCGUUCACAUCUUUCAUGCCUCCCACUCUCCCCCUUCGUCUUAUUAUCCUCCAUUCCUCCUGGUCAAGCCCAUCCUCUUGUUCCCUCACACGCAUCUGGUCCCAUGGUAAUCCAGAAAGUGAAGGAGGGGACCUCCUCUCGUGAUCAAACCCCAUCACAGGCUGUUUCUGUGCAUAGUUCCAACAGAGAGGAGCAAAAACAAGAAAGAGAAGAGGAGGAAGAGGAAGAAGACGAUGAUGAGGAGGAUCAUUUCCGGCAUCGACGACUAACGGGCGACUCAGGCAUUGAGGUGUGUCGCUGUCACGUGAAGAGAGAUAAAGAGGAACUGCAAAAAGGGUGCCUGGAUAAUGGAAGAAAAGAGUUUGUGAAAGAAGGGGAAAAGGCAGACAUGAUGCACAACACCAUAAGGCCCAGUGUCCAGUCACCACUACUGGACUGCUGUGAGGAACACCAUGGCCACGUCUCUUUGUCCUCCAGCAGCAUCUGUAAGGCCUGAGAAGCUAUCAUCACUGUGGAGUCAUCAUAAGCUGCCAGACAGGUAGAUGUGGUCAGAAAAUAUAUGAUGAAGACCAACAGGUGAAAAGGUAAAUCACUAAAGAAAAAUCUUUCAGAUCUAACUGUAACUUUUACAAGCAAAGGGACAGAAGGAGCAAUGCUUAUUUCAAACAAGAAACUCCAGUAGAACCUGAGAACUGAAUUUUUAAAAUGAUUAAUGAUCAGUUCAUUGGGCUUGUAGUUUGUAAGAUAGCAUAUUGUUUUUCUUCUCUGUCUUUUUCUUGCUGAAGCUACUGUAACAAUCAUAAGAGCUUUACAAUUACCAGGCAUGCACUGCAUGCAAACCAGCCCUGCUGUUAUCCUUUUACUUUUCUCUUUUCUCGUCUCUGUACGAUACAACAUUACUCCCAAAGUAGCAUUGUAGCGUCAUGACGUGAAAUCCUUUAUAUCUUCUGUUCCCAGCCUUUGUGUCAGAACAUCUUAAAGGGUUGACUAUAAAGUACGGUGUAAGGAAAAGAAAUAUAAUUUGUUCUGCUGUACAAAAAAAUGACAGAAUAUUCAGAAUUUCAUCUAAUCUGUACUUUCUUAAAAACACAAACAAACAAAGAAACAGAUAGGUCUGUGUCUGAAAGUAUUUUAAAAAUGUGUUUGGAAGUUUCAUAAUUUCCAAAUGUAUGCAAUGCAUGCUGGGACAACAACAAACUCUUCUUUCAAUAUAUUGUGUAAUACAGCAGAAUUACACUUCUUAUCCAGUGCAACAAACAUAGAUAAGGUUGUUUAUUAAUACCUGACAGUUUCAUAAAAUGGAAACAAAACCUGUUUACUAAGUGAAAAAAGAAGGAAGGUGAAAGCAAGUGUGUUGGGAUCAUGUAAUAUAAUCCAUAUUUAAGGAUCCUUUCAUUUAUAAAGUUGCACUUGCAAAUAAUAAACACUGAAAUGUUGAAAAGUGAUGAUUUUUUUAGGUUUUACCAGCAUACUUUCCUCAUUUACAAGAGGAAACUAUGGUAUAAACAACAAUUUUGACUGAUUAAUCAGGUAGAUGUUUUAUAUUUUGCAUCAUGUGUUGCUUCUGUAAUAAAAAAGAAUGCAAACAUGGGUUAAAAUGUGUGACUGUAAUAUCCUAUACGGUGGUGUUAUGUUGGUUAGAAUUAGUUGUUUCAGACUGUUACGUCGACACUCUGCAGUCUCGCAGUUUUUUAACUUUGAAUGUGUUUUAACAAGUUGCUAGUUGGUAGUUGCCAUUCUUUGCAAGGCGAUGUGAAUCUGAUUCCUUUGUGGGCGGACUGUUGAAUUUUUACGAGGUAGACGCUUUAUCUCAAUCUCGCCACUGAAUAUGAAUGUAAAAGGUUAUGCAAAGCAACGGAGAAUAUACUCAUACUGUUUUUAUUGUGGAAUGCCUGAUUGAAAACUUCUGGAAAAGUGUGCAAAACUGCUGCAAGACACUAGUUGAGGGGCUUUAAAAAUGAAUGCCCAUUGUAAAAUCUUUCCGCAUUGAGUAAUGGUUGUUGAAUAUCAAAUACGUCAGAUUAGGGAUAUAAGUGGCUGAACUGUCUUUAUUGAUGAUUGCUGCUGUGGAUAAAUAUGUCACUUAACAAGAUUUGGACUGCUUUUCUUUUAGUGUGCCCUAGUGGUUCAUGUGUGGAAGCCCAGUGCAGAUUUCCUGUCUCUUAAGAAUAUUCCCUGCCUCAAUAAGCCAAGUUUAGCACUCUCACCUGAUGCUCUGGUCAUAGGAUGUAGUAGGGAUAGUAGCACACUUGGACAUUUUUGUAAUGAACUAUUCUGUAAAAUGAUUAAAAUGAAUUACAUUUUAAUUACUCAAAAUUAACUAAAUGUUUUAGUUUUAGAAACAGACAAUAUCUCAAAUUACAUUUUGGACGUGUUUAUCUAUAAGUCUCUGUAGUUCAUCCACUGGAGGUCGGGCUACCGUGACCUCAGUUAAAAGCUGACAUAAAUGUCUUAUUCCUGAAGCAUUUUUCAGUAUGUGGAUGGAAAAACUCUGUAGUACAGUUUUUAAAUAAAUAAUUUGCUCAUGUGUACUUUGAUAAGAAUUGCGUUGCAGUUUGGCUUUGUUGUAAAGGUCAUCUUCUGGUCGUCUCUGUUCAAAGCUCUUGUGCAGUGACUCACAGGGUGUAUCAGAGGGCACUGUCUCUCCUUUGCUACAGAUGACAUAAAAGCCUGUUGGCACUUUUCAUUUUCAUGUGUUCUUUCUUCCAUAUGUUGUUGAUCAGAAUAUAUUGGUGCCUAGAUGAAUACAGACACUCUAUGAGACUUUCUGUAGUGAAUUACUAAUAUGUGUGUUUUCUUUACCUUGUAAAUAGCUCUACAUUUGACCGGCAGAUAUUUUUUAACUGUUCUUAGCAGUACAAUUGUAUUUAGCAAUAGCAUUCACAAUUUUUCCUUGUUCUAGUAAAUGCUGGCUGAUAGGAAAGAAACUGUUGUGAAACAUUUACCUCUUUAUUACACAUCCACGAGCUGUGUCGGGCAGAGGCCCCUGAUUGUACGAACACAGCAUUUUAAAUGCCUUUGGCUUAAGGGUUUCUCCCAAGUGCAAACUCACAUUAUGUGGUUUCACUGUAGCUCUUGUUUGUGCCUCUUGUAUUACUACUACAUUUGGUUCAGAGUUCAGCAUUGUCUCAGAAAGUAUUUGAAAAAUGCCUCUCUCUUCUGCUCUAUAAUACAUUGUCUGCUGUGUGAUUUGAAAGAUUUGGUUACCAAUUCUCAAGUUGCAAUUUAUUUUUAUGUAAACCUAAAUUUAAACAUUAUUAUUAGGUAUACUUUUUGUAUUAUUUUAGCUUUUAUUUAAUGAAAAAUAAUGCAGUUCUUUAUAUGUGUUAUGUCUUGUCGUAACAAGAAGUUUAAGGGUUAUGUCUGCAGUUUUUUCUUUUUUAACAGAAUUUACCUUGAGAAUAGUUUAAACAUAUAUGUAAAGUUGAUAAAUGGAUUAUUUUAUGUUGUGACUAACAUAAAUUACAAAAAAUCUGAUUUGUUGAAAAUUCUGUUUGCAGUUACAAACAAUAUUCAAGAACAAAUGGACACUGUGGCAUUUGGGAAACUCACAACAUUCCCAUUUUUAUUUAAUUUAAUUUUAUUCUUAUGUUAGAACUAGUGGUGCCCAAAAUAAAACUAAAACAGUCAUUUAUGCAUACUGGUAUUGGUUUUUUUAUGUUGAAAAUACAUGUACAGCCUUAAUAAAUUAUUAAUAUCUGGAAAUUUCACUUGGGUUGGGGAUGCUCACGUUCAUGUAACUAAUAAAAACUUCAUAUAUUUUUCAGCAUUAAGGUUAAAAGGAGGGGAAAAACAAAGACUUCUUAUAUUUAUUCUAUUUUGACUGGAUGGACAUUAAAGGCUUUUAGGACUCUGCAGAAGUGUAUUCACACACAAAUGUAGUAGACACUAGAGCAGGGGUCUGAAGCUCCCGUCCUUAAGGGCCACUGUCCUGCUGGUUUACAUGUCUCUCUGCCCCAGCACACUUCAUUAAAAUGAAAUGGCUCCAAGAGCUUGUUGUCAAGCCAGAUGUGUUGCAGCAGGUUUAACAUCUAAAACCUGCAGAACAGUGGACCUCAGUGUCCUGAUUUUUAGAUCCCUGCAUUAGAGGCACAAACUGGAGCCAAUUUUAUCCAAACUCUGAUUCUGAACUGAAGCAAGAUUUUUCUGGGUUCACUGUAAAUAGAAGCUGAAUUUGUUUUGCCUUGUCAGCAGCUACUGUGUACAGACGAAUACUUAAACUGUAGGCCAAGGCCAGAUUUAAGACUGUUAACCUUGCUCGAGUUUUGACUGAAAGGACUGUUUUCUUCUUCCUCUGAAGAUAGUGCUUAAUCUAUAUUUGUACUGUUUUGUUUUUAUAAUGCCAGGAGUUGGAGAAUUGAAUUUAAAAAAGCCCACGUUGGUCCAGCUGAACUCACAACUGCUUGUCUCCUGGGAUACAAAUAGUUCCCCUUUCACUCCUGCAGCCAUGAGGAAGCAGGAUAUAUAGCAGUAUCUAUAUGUAACUGUUUGUGGAAAAGUACAUAUUGAUAUUACUCCAACAUGUGGUGUACUUUGAGGGUAUCGUUGUGCAGUCUUACCUGCAGCUCGUCAGUGUGUUGUACUCAUGUGUGAGAGAGUUGUCAUCAGCUGUCAUUGUCGCUUAUUAUGAAGCCAAAGGUGAGUGUUGAUGGUAUUUGUUAACAUGGUAUUUGUUGAUAUAAAUACCCAAACAUAUUUCUGUGUGUCUGCUUUUGUAUCUUGGUGUAUAGUGUAGGUAUUACUGAUGAAGUCCCAUUUUUAAAUGUUUACACAUAUUCUUGCAUUUUUUUUCUAUUGCCAUAAAGAUUCUGUCAAACACAAACAUCUACACUAUCUUACUCAACAAAACUUUGGAUUUUGUGUCUAAAUAAAUGUGCUACCAAAUAA
Melanotaenia boesemani (Boeseman's rainbowfish) is the source of this 6170-nucleotide messenger RNA. Its product is annotated as WW domain binding protein 1-like. The transcript has 6 exons. NCBI's taxonomy places the organism in Eukaryota, Metazoa, Chordata, Actinopteri, Atheriniformes, Melanotaeniidae. Bases 316 to 1779 code for a protein of 487 amino acids. The record is from RefSeq and is a predicted model, not a curated record.